Molecule: messenger RNA, 192 nt
Organism: Opisthocomus hoazin
Lineage: Eukaryota; Metazoa; Chordata; Aves; Opisthocomiformes; Opisthocomidae
Gene: COX7C
Product: cytochrome c oxidase subunit 7C
Biological process (GO): mitochondrial electron transport, cytochrome c to oxygen
Cellular component (GO): respiratory chain complex IV
Source: RefSeq, a predicted model, not a curated record
AUGCUGGUUGCCGGUGUCCGCAGGUUUACCACCUCCGCCUUCCGCAGGAGCCACUAUGAGGAAGGCCCUGGGAAGAACCUUCCAUUUUCUGUGGACAACAAAUGGCGAUUACUUGUACUAAUGUGUGGAUUCUUUGGAAGUGGAUUUGUUGCCCCUUUCGUUAUAGUCAGACACCAGUUGCUUAAGAAAUGA